AUGGCGACCGCCACGACUGCGCGCCCGUCAAAUCCUUUGCGCGCGCGCCGCGACGGUCCUCGACUCAACCAUGUCUCCACCAAGCGAGCCGCGACCACCGACACCAACGGCGAUACGAGUACCAAGAGACGGAAGCUCGAAGAGCCAUAUGUCAAGACACAGGAUUUCUAUCUGAAGAAGUUCGCCGGGAGGCCGCCCUCUCUCGUUGUGCACCUCCACCAAAACUACUUCAAGUUCGACGGCCAGGAUGGCAGCUUUCCAUUGGACUCCCCCAUGCGGUUCUUCCUCACCCACCUCAGGAACAAGACUGUUCCGCACCAGAUGCUGGAGGAGCUGUUCGUGAACAAUGUUCCAUUCUACGAUGGAUGUCUCAUUGUUGAGGUGCACAACCAUCGUCAAGAGAAUGGCAAGGACCGAGCGCGCAGCGAGACUGCAGCUGGCGAUCAAGUCAGAUACUCCAUGCACAACUACACGAGCUAUAUUACACCAUCACCAUUUGCGCCAUACCCCAAAAAGGCCGCGGAAACAGAAGCGGCGGACAAGGUCGAGGCAGAGUUGGCGGAGAGUUCGGAGAAGAGCAAGGCAAAAGGAAAAGGCAACGAGGGCCCGCAUAUUGUUACCCUGGUCCUGGAGCCGACAGAACUGUCGCGGCAUGCUGAGAUUGAGAUUUUGGCGCGGACGCCGGCUUCGGAAAUGAGAAGUGCAAAAAGGAGUGCAGAUGGGGCAACACCUUCAGGUGGACAACCACCGACACCACACCUUUCUGUACCUCCAACACCUCUCAUCGGCGCAAAUCGAUCGUCUCCUGGUCAGGAGAAUAAGAUGUGUCUUGAGCCGGAGGACUUGUAUCAGUUCCAGGCAGAGGUCCUCCUUAUGACGGAGGCACCUCUCUUGUUGGAACCUUUAAACAACCAUAAGGCGUUGGAUGUGCUUGCUCACCCACUGCACAGCGCCGUACCGCCGUCACCGAAGACUCGAAAGAGGACCACAGCAGAGAUGGCGGCGGACGAUGCCCAAGCUGCAGAGGCAGAGCGGAGAAUGCUGAUCAUGGACGAGCGAGUCAAGCCAUCCGCCCGAUCGGGUGCCGGCACCAACACCGGCGACAAUGCAGGCGCUGCAUCGACUCUUGGAUUUUCGAGGUUCAAGACGCUGACGAUGGUCCGUGAGAGGCUGGAAGAACAGGAGAGAGUGAAGAAGGAUGAAGAAGCGCAGGCCGCCGCCCAACGGAAGGCCCAAGAGGAAGCGCACGCGGCGCAGCAACAGAAGAUGGUAGCGCAGCAAGAGCAUUCCCGCAAGCUGAUGAACCAACGGCAACAACUCGCUCGACAACAACAACAGCAGCAGGACCAGCGUAAUCAACAGGCCCUCCACGCCCAGCAGGCUGCGAUGAUGGCUCAACAUGCACAGAACCACCCUCAGCAGAAUGCCAUGAUGAUGAACCAGCAGCAGCUCAACUUCCAGCAACAGCAACAAGCGGCAAUGGCGCAGGCGAGCCCUGUUGUGCGAAAUCAUACGCCGAUGAUGCAGAACUCCUCCCCAAUGAUGCAGCAGAACGGGUUCCCAAUGACAGCCACUUCCAGCCAGCAGGGUAUUGGCAGUCCUCAGCGACCGACGUCUGCUGCGAUACCCAAUGGCAAUCUCAUGGCAAGGCAAGUGAGCCAACAGCAACAUGCUAGUCGGAAUGGAACGCCACAGAUGCAGCAAGGUACUCCUAAUAUGGCGAAUGUCAUGCCGAACGGAACUAGGCAGGUCUCUCAAACGCCGCGUAUGCCACUCGCAAGUCCAGGCCCGGGCACGCCUGGCGGUGUGAAUAUGCAGACUCCCCAGCAAGCGGGCAUGACUCCGGAACAAUGGACCAUGCUUCAAGCUCAGCAACGACACAUGGCGGCGAGUCAAGGCGGCGCCAUGCAGGCGGGAUCUCCUGGUCAGAAUGUUGGUCAAAUGGCAAUGACAGCCGAGCAGAUUCAAAAUAUCCGUCAACAACAUGCUAUGCGGCAGCAGCAGUUGAUGGCUCAGGCUCAGGCCGCAGGUCAGAUGAAUCCGAACGACCCUCGUAAUGCUGCGAUGAUAGCGCAGCGCCAGGCCAUGAUGGUGCAGCAACAGCAACAGAACCAAAUGAGGCAGCGCAUGUUGCAGCAACAACAGCAGCAACAACAGCAGCAGCAACAGCAAGGCAUGCCACAACAGCAGCUCAACCCAGGCCAAGCCGGCAGUCCUCAAGGCGUCAUGCAGGGCACACCCAACAUGAAUCAAGCCCAGCUCCAACAGAACGGCAAUGGCGCCGUCAAUGGCGAUGGCACCCAGGGACAGCCACAGCAGCAGUUGACGCCCCAACAGCAACAACACCGCGCGAUGCAAAUCCGCUCCGCUCAAGCUCAACUCCAGCAGCUCUCCGCCCAAUACAACGGCUACCAAAACAUCCCUCCAAACGUCAUCGCCGCUUUGCCACCCGCCGCACAAGGCCUCCUCCGCGGCCAACACGCCCGUCAACAAGCGGCUCGCACGCAAGCCAUGGCGAUGAAAGCCCAGCAAGCGCAGAGCGCAGGCCAGGCGGUCGUCGGUACCAGCGGUGGCAAUCCGGAGUACAUGGCGACGUUGAGGAAUCACCAGGCGUUUUUGGCGAUGCAGCAGGCUCAGCAGCAGAAUGGUAUGGCAAAUGGUGGGAUGGUCAAUGGCGCAGGGCAGCAGCAAUUCGGCGGUGGUAAUGGGCAGAAUGGAGAUCAGUUGGCGCCGCACUUUGCGGCGAUGCAGCAUUCUUUACAAAGGGGCAAUGGGCAGGGUGGGAAUAUGCAGACGCACUCGAUGGGCCUGUCAUCUGUUUUCGAAGUACGCUACAACGCUAGAACGGCGGCGUUCCUCCAUCAUGACGUGCUACUCCGGGACACCGUGAACGAUUCGGACGACUCGGACAACUAA
Zymoseptoria tritici IPO323 is the source of this 2916-nucleotide messenger RNA. RefSeq lists its product as uncharacterized. Gene Ontology annotation, molecular function: transcription coregulator activity. The transcript has 2 exons. The coding region runs from base 1 to 2916 and encodes 971 amino acids. Lineage: Eukaryota; Fungi; Ascomycota; Dothideomycetes; Mycosphaerellales; Mycosphaerellaceae. Gene Ontology annotation, biological process: regulation of transcription by RNA polymerase II. Gene Ontology annotation, cellular component: SAGA complex. The record is from RefSeq and is a predicted model, not a curated record.